AUGGAUAUUCGUGGUAGAAAAAUGAAAAAACCGCCUGCAUGCGUGCAGUGCCGUAAGAGGAAGAUAGGCUGCGAUCGUGUUAAGCCGAUUUGUGGGAACUGUAUGAAGCAUAAUAAAAUGGACUGCUUUUAUCCGGACGUUCCCGGACAAUACGUUCCCUCUAGUUCUUCCUCUUCCAAUACACGCCAAGUAGCCAACGGUCCGUACUUAAACUCUUAUUACGCUUCUCGUCGUGUCUCCAAGGAAACUGCUGCACUUUUGCAGAAAAAUCCAGAACUGGCUUCUUUGGAGCAAAUAAGAGAAUACAACACGCGUCUGCAACUGCUCAAUGCUCAAAAUCAACUUAAUAAUAGAUCAUCUGCGGCAAAUGCAACCUUGAAUCAACAACACACUCAAUAUAUUCCAAAAUCAGUGCCUUCCUUGGAAAGUAAGCCAGUCACUUCUGCAAACGAAUCUUCUACUCCACUCAAUUGGGUUCAAGGCCCUGCAAUUUUUCAUAUGCUAACCUCUCCUUACACACAAGAUGAAAUCAUCAAUCAUGAAAUGAAUUUCUUGAAAGGCAGACUACUGGAAUUGCAAGAAAUUACAGGUAAGAAAAUUACGGGAGUAAAUCUUGAUCUCAAGCAGGAUUCCUCAGCGCAAAUGCAGUCUUCACACUCCAAUAGAAACCAAGAGGAGUUUUUGACAAUUAAGAAAAGAAAACUGAGUGAAGACGGCGUUACGGACGGGGACGGUAAGCCAAUUCCAGAGAGUGAAAGAAGACCUCAUCUUAAUGAAUUUAAGGAUUUAGAUCCUCAAUUUUUGGAUACUAAUAAAGUUUUUAAUGUGUUUAAUUCUGCUAUUUCAGAAGAAGGUAGAAACAGAUUAUGGCUGUUACCAAAAAAUAUAAAUAAAAGUUCUAUCUUCCAGAUUCAGUAUUUGAUUGAACGUGAUCCUUUCCUAUUCAAAUUCUUCAAUGACUUGAAUAUAUUAAUUGAAACGCAAUUUAAUGGACCUUUGCACGAUUUGGUAGCAAGCCGUAACAGUAUUGAGCGCAACAGUGGCAUAUCUCAAAUAUUAAAGUUUCCUUCACAAUCGAUAACACAGACCCUUAUCAACAAAUACUUAUCCACGAUAACGGAAACGAAUUCAAUACUUCCAAUAUUAAAACCAAAGAGACUAUUACCCAUAGUUGAGCAGCUUUUUCCUUCUAACACCAUUAAUAAGCCAAAUUCUAAAGAUUUUGAAACUAUUUUUCAAGUUUUUAGUGUGACCAAUGAUCAGCUACUAAAUCUAGGAUUUAUUACUCUCUGUCUCCUGAUUCUUUUUGAAUCGUUGAAUUCUACGGUUUUGAUUCCUCUUAGAGAUGAUGAACACUUGCAAUUAUUCAAUGUGUUAUUCAACUACUUGCCUUUGUUGAAGUCUAAUUUAACAACGCUUAGAUUUGAAAUUGAAAAAAGGUCAAUGUGUAAUAUAGAGACCCUGCGGUUUAUUUCUUUGUGGAAAUAUUACCAAUUUGUGAUGGACACGUCGUCAUCGUCCUCUUUCGUAAUUGAUUACGACGAAGAUAUGCAUAUGGCAUGUUUACUAUCGUUAAAUCAUGAAACUCAAAAUCAAUCUCAUAUUUUGACCUGGAAUUUCAUAUUUAAGAACUACUGCUGGAGACACCUUUUCUUAGGUCAAUUGCCGUUGCUAAUGUCUGAACCUUUCACAAAUUCUACCCCAAUUAUUGAUCCUUUGUUGAACAACGAUUUUGAAUUGAUUGAUUUUGAAGUAAACUUGAUGAAAUAUUUGCAAAGUAAAGAUCAACAACUAUCCAUUGAUAAAAUUAUACAGUUAAUCAAGCUUUUGAAAAAUAAGAAUAUCGAGGUCAGCCAAGGAUGUUUAACGACUCCUUCAAUAAUUAAUAAUAUCAUGGAUUCUCUAAUCUACAGGAAUUCAAUGUUAUAUUUGAACUUUUACCUCUUAUUGCAAUUUGAAACAUUGAAAAAUUAUGCUAAAUUUAACGAAAUUUUGGAAGACUUUUUGGAAUUGUCGAGGGAGACCUUGUUCUUUGUUUUCUCGAACUUAGCCAAUAUUAAAUUUGCUGGUCAUGAAUUCACAUUCAUCAAUAAAUCUAUUGUGGUUCUGCAAACUUUAGUUUUAAUGCUUUUGGCGCUCUAUCAAAGGUCUUUUGAUUCUUCAAAGAGGACGAAUGAUGCUAAUGAAAUCAGUGAGCAAACAGAUAUUCAUAGUAAUAACGACAAUAGUAAGAGAAUAAAGAAUAAAAAUGUUAUUCAUUUAAUUAUCAACAAAAUUGCAAUGUUGUUAAGUGAUUAUACCAAGAAUUGUAAAAAGCAAAAUAAACUCAUCGAAAAUCUGAUUAUUAAAAUUAAGACAAUCUCCAAGUAUAUCAAAAAUCUUGAGGAGAAUAAGGUAACGACUAGCGCCGAUUCAAAUUAUUCCAUUAAUAACGGAUUUUCUGGCAUAUCUGCAGAGCAGUUGAUUAAAUUAAAUCACGAGUUGAGUAAAAUUUCAGAAUCUCUGAUAAAAACGGAUUUUUAUGAACAGAGGAAAAAUAGCACAGUUUCUAAUGGAGUUUUAGGCGCAGCAGCUCCUGUUGAUAGCGACGCAAAUUCGGAUACUUUCGGUUUAACAAAGGAGAAUUUCAACGAAGUUUUUGAGGCUAUUCGUAGCUAA
This is a messenger RNA of Saccharomyces cerevisiae S288C, 2658 nucleotides long. It is a transcript of the gene RSC3, whose product is annotated as Rsc3p. Gene Ontology annotation, biological process: regulation of DNA-templated transcription. Gene Ontology annotation, cellular component: nucleus. The record is from RefSeq and is marked reviewed. Gene Ontology annotation, molecular function: zinc ion binding; DNA-binding transcription factor activity, RNA polymerase II-specific. The transcript has a single exon. Lineage: Eukaryota; Fungi; Ascomycota; Saccharomycetes; Saccharomycetales; Saccharomycetaceae. The coding region runs from base 1 to 2658 and encodes 885 amino acids.